This is a messenger RNA of Aspergillus luchuensis, 618 nucleotides long. RefSeq lists its product as uncharacterized. The record is from RefSeq and is a predicted model, not a curated record. The transcript has 2 exons. Lineage: Eukaryota; Fungi; Ascomycota; Eurotiomycetes; Eurotiales; Aspergillaceae. Bases 1 to 618 code for a protein of 205 amino acids.
AUGCGCUUUCCAAUUCUCACUCUCGCACUCCUCUCUACAUUCCUAACUCUCCCCUCCAUAACUCUCGCCCACCCAGCCCUCAGCACAGAACAUCUCCAGCCCCGCGGCCAAAGCACCAUCACCUUCCUCAGCUCCAUUUUCAACAAUGGGAUGAGAAUCUUCAGGCUAGACAAAACUGUGCGCUACUUUACACCUGAACGUCUAGACGACGUCAAGAGUCGUUCCUCAGAAGCAAUCCAAAGCCUCGAUGAAGCCAUAGCAACUGGAAAAUCUAUCGGCCACCUCGAUCCUGCAAGUAGUCAUGCUAUUUCUGCGCUGUGUAUACCCCUGAAGGUGGUUUAUGGAAACAUGAUUAAGGCUAUUCGCGAGAAGCGCGAGGAGCUAACCGCAGCGAAAUACAAAGAUGAGAUGAUAAAGACGUUAGUAUCUCUUCGGGUUAAGAGUCGGGAGUUUGCCGAACUGGUGAAGAAGAUAAUCACUGAGCCUGAUGGGUCCUAUUGUCUGUACCUAGAAGAUUUUGUUGAUAAGCGGUAUGCGAAGACGAUUGAUGAAUACAAGGGAAUCAAUAGCGGUGAUUCGGAUAAUGUGGAGGGGGAUAUCUGGGAUGUGGAAGACUGA